Molecule: messenger RNA, 501 nt
Organism: Cantharellus anzutake
Lineage: Eukaryota; Fungi; Basidiomycota; Agaricomycetes; Cantharellales; Hydnaceae
Exons: 1
Coding region: 1-501 (166 amino acids)
Source: RefSeq, a predicted model, not a curated record
AUGUCAGCACUAUGCAAAGUCACAAGGGUUGUGGGAAUUCCAAGAGAGAGAGUGGUGACAUUGGGGUUGGGGUUGGCCAGUGCUGCUCCAUGUCCUGCCACCACACUUGCUGUAGUUCUUCACACCACUCCUCCACUCUUUGCACCCACUCCUCCCACUGCUGCACCCCCUGCUCCAGCUCUGUGUGUUGUUGCACCAGCUCUGGCUGCUGCUGCACCAGCUUUGGCUGUCUCUGCACCAGCUCUGGCUGCCUCUGCACCAGCUCCACCAGCUCCACCAGCUCCUGCUGCAUCAGCUGCUGCUGCUCCAGAUACUCCACCUCCAACAGCAGCCAAUCAUCCUGCUGCCACCACUGCCCCUGGUACCGCUGCUGGUGCCGCUGCCGCAGCCACUGCCAGUGCUGCUGCCACCCCAGCAUGCGACGAAGCCAAGAAAGCCUUGAAUAGGCAUCACACACAACAAGCUCAAUGUGGGCUAAGAGGCUCCUGGUUUUCUAUCUAA